Molecule: messenger RNA, 1041 nt
Organism: Poecile atricapillus (Black-capped chickadee)
Lineage: Eukaryota; Metazoa; Chordata; Aves; Passeriformes; Paridae
Product: regucalcin-like
Exons: 6
Coding region: 16-918 (300 amino acids)
Biological process (GO): L-ascorbic acid biosynthetic process
Molecular function (GO): gluconolactonase activity; enzyme regulator activity; calcium ion binding
Source: RefSeq, a predicted model, not a curated record
ACUUCCCCUCAGACCAUGUCUUCCUCCAUCAAAAUUGAGUCUGUUGUGAAGGAGAAGAACCGGAUGGGAGAAUGCCCAGUCUGGGAGGAAAGGGAGAAUGCACUCGUCUACGUAGACAUCAACUCACAGAAAGUUUGUCGCUGGAGCCCAGUCACCAAUGAGGUGCAGAGCGUGUCUGUGGAUGCCCGUGUCGGCUCAGUGGCUCUGCGCCAGUGUGGGGGCUAUGUAAUCGCCCUGGGGACCAGGUUUGCCUGCCUGGACUGGGACACCCAGGCAGUCACCACCAUCCUCGAGCUGGAGCAGGAUAAACCCAACAACAGGUUCAAUGAUGGGAAAGUGGAUCCAAAGGGGAGGUUUUUUGCUGGUACGAUGGCUGAAGAGACAGCACCAGGGGUCCGUGCGAGGCGGCAAGGAGCUCUCUAUACACUCUUCCCUGACCAUUCAGUAAUAAAACAGUUAGACCAGUUGGACAUCUCCAAUGGUCUGGAUUGGUCCCUGGACCACAGGACCUUCUUUCACAUUGACAGCCUGUCAUACGCUGUCCAUGCCUUCAACUAUGAUGUGCACACUGGAAAGAUUGCCUGCCCCAAGCUUUUGUACCAUCUGGAAAAGGAGGAGCAAAUGCCUGAUGGGAUGUGCAUAGAUGCAGAAGGGAAACUCUGGGUGGCCUGUAUUGAUGGUGGCAGAGUCAUUCGCAUAGACCCAGAGACAGGAAAAAGAAUCCAAACUGUGAGGCUGCCUACUCCAAGGAUCACCUCUUGCUGCUUUGGUGGAAAAGAUUACUCAGAAAUGUAUGUAACUUCUGCAUAUGAUGGACUGGAUGAGGCCACCUUAGCCAAGGAACCUCAUGCAGGAGAGAUUUUCAAGAUAACAGGCCUGGGUGUGAAAGGGAUCCCACAGAACUUCUAUGCUGCUUAAACCCUGACAGUAAACAGCAAAGAAGAAAUGCUUCCAUCUUGUAGUAAUUCUGACUGGAAGAAGUCAAAUGAACUACAGAAUUUAUUUGUGUGAAGAUUUCUAAGCCCACAUUUGUGAGUGUGC